GGCUUCACAAAUAAUGCUCAUUACCUGCAUAUGGCCAAACGCUACAGUUAUAUUUUCUGGCGAGGUGGGUCGUCGUUUCUGUACAACAUUAAAUGCUGCUGAGAUGAAGAAAACGUGAUCGCAGGCGUUGUCGGAUGCAGGCAGGUGUUGUGAUCAGGAGCAGCGGCCAGGACUGCAGGUAUGGACACCUGGACACCCAACCCAAGAGCCAAACCCUUCAUCCCCCGCCAGCAGCGCAGCCUCUACCUCACAUGGAAAUACAGACUCGCCAACAAAAGAGCAGUACGACGAAUCUGCCAGGCCAGUGCUGUCCUGUUUCUACUGAUCACAGUGAUUGUGAAUAUCAAACUCAUUCUUGAUACAAGGAGAGUAGCCAGUGGGGAGGAUGCAGCUCAAGAGUAUGAUGAUGCCCUGCCUAACAUGGAAACUCCACGGAGACCAGCCAGUGGGAGGAAGGUUUUGGAUAUCGAGGUGUACUCUAGUCGAUCUAAGGUUUAUGUAGCAGUGGACGGUACCACUGUUCUGGAAGAUGAGAUGAGGGAGCAGGGCCGAGGCAUACAUGUUAUAGUUCUAAAUCAGGCAACUGAUCCAGCACCCAUAGAGUUUAAUCCUGACCCACUGCCUAACAACAAUGUCUACAACGUCCCAGUAGCAGUUAUAGCUGGAAAUAGACCAAACUAUCUAUAUAGAAUGCUGCGCUCUCUUCUUUCCUCCCAUGGUGUCAAUCCACAGAUGAUCACUGCUUUUAUCGAUGGCUACUAUGAGGAACCCAUGGAUGUGGUGGAUCUCUUCGGUCUUAAAGGAGUUCAGCAUACGCCUAUCAGUAUUAAGAAUGCUAGAGUGUCACAGCACUACAAAGCCAGCUUGACUGCAACCUUCAAUCUGCAUCCAGAUGCAGAUUUUGCCAUUGUCUUGGAGGAAGACCUGGAUAUUUCCAUAGAUUUUUUCAGCUUUCUCAGUCAGACCAUCCAUUUGUUGCGUGAGGAUGACAGUCUGUACUGUAUCUCAGCCUGGAAUGACCAAGGCUAUGAGCACACAGCAGAGGACCCAUCUCUGUUGUACAGAGUGGAAAGUAUGCCUGGCCUUGGCUGGGUGCUUAAAAAAAGCCUUUACAAGGAUGAAUUGGAGCCCAAAUGGCCAACUCCUGAGAAGCUAUGGGAUUGGGACAUGUGGAUGAGGAUGCCGGAACAGAGGAAUGGGAGAGAGUGUGUCAUUCCUGAUGUCUCCCGCUCUUAUCACUUUGGCAUUAUUGGCUUAAACAUGAAUGGUUACUUCCAUGAAGUUUACUUUAAGAAGCACAAGUUCAACACAAUUCCGAAUGUUCAGAUGAAAAAUGUAGAUAGCUUGAAGAAAGAUGCAUAUGAGAUUGAAAUCCAAAACCUUCUACGUGGGGCCGAGGUUCUGGACCACAGUAAAAACCCAUGUGAAGACUCAUUUAUCCCAGACACAGAGGGAAAGACCUUUGUAAUGUUCAUCCAAAUGGAGCAGGAAACAGAUACAAACACCUGGACAGAACUGGCGAAGUGCCUGCACGUAUGGGACCUGGAUGUACGAGGUUAUCACAAAGGACUCUGGAGGCUCUUCAGAAAGAAGAACCAUGUACUAGUAGUGGCUAUUCCAAUCUCACCAUACUCUUUUAGAACAGUCCUAAUCCCACCCAAAGGGCCUUUCCUAACCACUAACAGACAAAGCCUAUGUCAGGCCAAUAAUGGGCUUGGUGUUACCCUUCAGGCCAAUGCAAGACAAAAGGGGUGAACUAUAGGAUGAACCUGACUGAACCGUCCUGAGCCUCUAGGAACUGCAGGCUUUUGAAAAUAGAAUGGUAUAAGUGUGGAUUUCUAAAAAUGGUGUGUGAUGUGACCUUCUCUUUUGGUGGUAUGUAUUUUACAGUGAGAGCUUUUCCUGGGGUCAUGAAAUUUCAUAUGUGUUUAUGCUGGAAGGUUUGACAUUAGAAAAUAAUUGAUAGAUGUUUUAAAGUAUUACUGGUACUAUAAUAAAAGCCAGAGCUGGUUUGUGUUACUGAAUUGUGACAGCAGAUAACGUCAAACCAGGACACUGUGAAAAAGGGAUUAAAAGGACAUAAGAUACUUUUUUUAACACUACUGAGUGCUUUGGGCCAUCCUGCGCAUAUGUUUUAACUUGCGUCUAUUUAUUUUGUCAAUAUUAAGAUAACUAGGUUUUUACUUGAUGAAUUAACUUUUACACAAGAAAAAAUGCGUUAAGAAACAAAAGGCUUAAAUUUGUUUACAAAUUAAACUAUGUACAGACAUAUAUACUUUUAGAACAAAAUAUUAUCAUAUUUUUUUGUAUUUCUGUUGGUUUGAGUACU
Messenger RNA from Sinocyclocheilus rhinocerous, 2329 nucleotides. RefSeq names its product protein O-linked-mannose beta-1,2-N-acetylglucosaminyltransferase 1-like. Gene Ontology annotation, molecular function: beta-1,3-galactosyl-O-glycosyl-glycoprotein beta-1,3-N-acetylglucosaminyltransferase activity. Gene Ontology annotation, cellular component: Golgi membrane. The record is from RefSeq and is a predicted model, not a curated record. The transcript is spliced from 19 exons. Gene Ontology annotation, biological process: protein O-linked glycosylation via N-acetylgalactosamine. Lineage: Eukaryota; Metazoa; Chordata; Actinopteri; Cypriniformes; Cyprinidae. The coding region runs from base 181 to 1755 and encodes 524 amino acids.